CGUACUGUUGUCAAAGGGGGUUACCGUGGUGUGUGAUUCAUCUUGGACACAAGCUAAGAUGAAGUAUAUGUUAUCUCAACAGAACAUUAGGGUUAAAUUGGCCAUGAAGCGGUUAUUGGCUGAAAUGGCAGUUUAUAAAAGAGUUCUCUGCAUCUGCUCAGAGCACUGUUUAUUCAACGCGACAUUAACGGACGGCCAGGAAAAGCCACGGCAAUAUAAUUUACAAGUGUGACAAGCGCGAGUUAAGUGACGUAGAUGAAGCUCAGUCAAUCCGCGCGCUCCUCCAGCUGAGCCAAACUGCGCGCGCCUGAGUCUCUAUAUUAAUCCGUUAAAGCGCCGCUGUCCGUUCAGCACCACCGACUGUGUGAAGAGAGUUAAAGCGCCGACAGUCGGCAUUUAACGGCGGAGAGCUCUGGAGAUCGCUCGUUUGGACGGCUACUUGUUUUGGAGAGAUUUUGUUAAGGUGUCAAGGAGUUAAAUGCACCUGGCGCGUCAGUGAGAAGGACUCCAACAGUUUGUUUAACAUUCACUGACUCUGAGCGCACUCGGUUUUUACUGGAAAAAGCUUUGGAUUUCCAAACCAAUUACAGCUAAUCUCUGUUUUCUCGAUUUUAUGCUUGUUUUGAGUGAUUUUUUCUGAGCUUGACCUGUUGCUAUACGCAUUUUGUUAUUUUUAUUUUUGAAAUAACAUAUUCAGAUGUUUUUUAAGUAACGAUUUUAUUGUGGAAUUUCGCCUGUUCUACGCUAAACGUCUUCUUCAGUCCGACUAACUGAAUUCACGCAAGUUUUAUGCGUUUUUAAGAUAGAAACGUCGUAAUGAGAGCUCUUUUUGUGCCACUGCUGCUUGUAUACGCGUCAGGGAGCGGAAAAGUGGCUGGCGCGAGUGGCCCGAAAGGAAACCGCUUCGUGUGCACGGCCGUGCCCGCGGGCACCGACCUCAGUUGCCCGGUGGACACGAGCAGCCGAGUCCAAAGCACUAGUCCGCAGGAGGAAGAGUUGCGGAAUACUAUCAUUCAGCUUCGAGAGACCAUCCUGCAGCAGAAGGAAACUAUCGUCAGUCAGCAGGGCACCAUCAAAGAGCUCAACUCCAAACUCGCGCGCUGCGAGGCGGACGCCAAGUCUCGGGGCAGCGCGCGCAGGAAGGAUUAUAGUAAAAACACGAUGGGGGAUCUGCCGCGUGACCCCACCGAGACUGUGGAGCAGCUGGGUAAGACCAUGCAGAGCCUCAAAGGCCGACUGGAGAACCUGGAGCAGCAGCUGCGUGUCAACACAUCAGGUGGGACGUUUCCCAACGAGUUGAAAGACCUGCUGAAGCGCCGUCUGACGGAUCUAGAGAGCCAGCUGCUGACCAGAGUGCUCGAACUCGAGGAGGAAAAGAGCCAGCUGUACAACGAGACAGCCACUCACCGUCAGCGCACCGAGAACACCCUCAACUCACUGCUGGAGAGGAUCACCGAGCUGGAGAAAAGUAACAAUGCAUUCAAAUCUCCAGAGGACUUUAAGGUGUCUCUGCCUCUGCGCACCAACUACCUGUACGGCCGCAUCAAGAAGAGUCUACCAGAGAUGUAUGCCUUCACCGUGUGUAUGUGGCUUAAAUCCAGCGCCAGUCCUGGAAUUGGAACCCCGUUCUCCUACGGCGUCCCGGGACAAGCCAAUGAGAUUGUGCUGAUUGAGUGGGGAAACAGCCCCAUGGAGCUCCUCGUCAAUGAUAAGGUAGCUCAGCUUCCUCUCUCUGUGAGUGACGGCCGCUGGCAUCACAUCUGCAUCACCUGGACAACCAGAGAUGGCUUCUGGGAGGCCUAUCAGGAUGGAGAGAGACUAGGGACCGGAGAGAACUUGGCCCCCUGGCACCCAAUUAAACCUGGAGGAGUCAUUAUCCUGGGCCAAGAACAGGACAUUGUAGGUGGGAGAUUCGAUGCCACUCAAGCUUUCGUAGGAGAGUUAAGCCACUUCAACAUGUGGGACAGAGUCCUGCGUCCUGUAGACAUCUCUGCUAUGGCCAACUGCUCAGCCUACAUGCCUGGCAACGUGGUGCCGUGGGUCGAUGCCAACGUGGAGGUAUUUGGCGGUGCCACAAAAGCAGCACUGGAGAUUUGUGAAGACCGUCUCUUUGAUUCCUAAGGACACGUCUGUCAGUUUGGAAGCAUUCUCAUUCUAGAGGUAACCCACAUCCCAAUACUGCACUGGGAACUUACAGAGAUACAAAGACAGUUCAAAAGAAACACAUGUUUUCACAUGAUGGAUUAUCUCGUCCUCAAUUCUGCUUCAUGUUUUUUGAGACUUUGCUGUCAGUCUGACCAAUAACUAAAAUGACUGUGAUUAAUUAGAAAAAAAAAACUAAUCUGUCUGCACAUUCAAGGUCAGAAUAGAGUUUUUGCGGCUCUGGAUAAAGCAAAACUUUCUUGUCGAUAUUAUAUAUGCUUUUCUCUGUGUUGUGUCCUUCAGAGAUUUCUUCUCUCCUCAAACUCAUGCGUAUUUUAAGAACUGCAGUAAAAGAUUUUUUUUGCCAUUUCCACUUUGAGCUUUUAUCAUGUUGCGUAUAGGCUGAUGCCUUUCAAAAAAAAAAAAAUUCAACUGCAUAGUUUCAACAUGAGCUUUAUUAAGCAUUAUUGAAUGAGCUAAUUUGUGACGUUGCACAUAUGGAGAAACACUCAGACGGAAGUGUCUUUAUGUCUGUGUCUGUGAUCCAGAGAUUACUGGGGAGAACAUUCACAUUAAAAAAAAAAAAAUCAUCUUUAAUAUCGCUAUCCCUCAGCAGCUGCUGUCUCGAGCUGAUCUGACAUCCAGAAACCUUAAAGUAGAAAAGCUGCCAAGGACUGACCUGCAGCUGUCAGAAGCCCCCAGGAGAAUGUCUGUCUGCAGGACAGGACGGGACGGGACAGGAUGGUCUGGCUGAAGUGGUUCAUCUUAUGAAGCUAGUUUGAGUUCAUUCAGUUUGUGAAUCACAAAUUGUGGUUUCUUUUAAACGUUUACAAAUGAUUUCGACAUGUGCAGAACAUGGUGUUAUGAGAUUAACUGUGAGAACUCGACCCGGAAUGUGUGCUAUACUUUUUUUUUGCAAAGUUUUACUUAAACAAAAAAUAUAUUUUUCAUUGAGAUGAGGCACUAAUGAGCGCUUGCACUUAUUUAAAGUCCAGUGUCAGAAAGUUUGUUGUAUCUGUCAGUUUGAUGCUACAAAUCAGUGUACUGUAUCUCACGAAAUCUGUCAAGAAUGUGCCCAGGUCAUAUUUAGGAAAAUGAAGCGUAUUUUAGCCCCUCUUUUUUAUUUUGAUUUGUAACAUUGUUUUUACAGAGCCCCACACAUGAAAAAGGAAAAAUGGUAGGCUAAAUUGUGUGCACGAUUUAUUAAUUCAUUCCUUCAAUGUACUAAAUCGUGCACACAUUUACUAUUGCGUUCCCUCGAUUUACUAUUUCGUUCACUCAAUUUAUAAAUUGUGUGCACGAUUUAGCAAAUCAAGGGAACGCAAUAAUAAUCGUGUGCACGUUUUAGUAUAUUGAGGGAAUUCAUAAGUAAAUCAUGCGCACAAUUUAUUUAUUUUUUCUUGCAUGUCAUGUGUGGGGCUCCGUAUUGUUUCAAUUCAAUUUAAGCUCAUUUUCCCCAGAUUUGUUUUACCAUAAUGGAAAAAAUAUAUAUUUUAUAGAGAAGUGUUAAUGGUAGUCCUAGUAGUAUGUUAUAUUGCCUUUGUGUAAAUUUGAUUUUAUAAAAUAAUAUACAGUAUUACUUUCAUUACUUUACAUUACUUUUUAAAUUAAUUUAAUACAAUAUAACUUUCAUUACUAUAACAAGAAUCAAACUUGUCUUAAAAAUAUGAAAAGAAAGAAAUUAUUUUCAAUAAUGUUACAAAAUAACAGCAACAACAAAAAAGAGGGGUAAAGGUCCUAAAAUCGUUCCCGGUUCCAUUAACUGUAACCUUGUUCCCUGAGAAAGCGGAACGAGAGGCUGUGCUGCUCAGCGCAUUGGGAAACGUCUUAUUCGUGACCAGCUGUGAAUAAUGUGUGUAAAACGUCUAUAAAAUUGGUAAUAUAGCCUCGGUUGAUGACGUCAUCAGGGAAUAGAUAUAGAUAUGCCACAGGUGCAUCCACAGGACAUUUUGUCUGAAGAGCAGUCCAUGGACAUAUACAGUAUGGCAAUGCAGCGCAGCAUCUCGUUCCGCUUUCUCAGGGAAUAAGGUUACAGUUAAGUAACCGGGGACGUUCCCUUUCAAAAACUUCAGUCGAUGCUGCGCUGCUCAGCGCAUUGGGAACGAGAAUACCCACGCCGCUGUGCUUGAAAAUGUCUGCACCCCUAAGGUUGUGCAGGUGUGCUAUCAAACCACAAGAAGGCCUCAGACAUUAGCUCGUGAUGUUGACUCAAGGACAUGAGAGCCCGGAGUAGGGACAUGGACAUCCAAACUCUAAAAUCUUAUGAAUGUGUGCGGACAGAACCAACCUGCCACAUCACAAACCUGUUGUAAGGGGGCAAGCCUUGCUAAAGCACUAGAGGAUGCGACCCCCCUUAUGGAGUGAGCUCUAAGACCUAUAGGCGAAGCUUGACCGCGUGCCUCAUAAGCCAAAGCAAUAGCCUCCCUGACCCAGUGAGACAUGGUCUGCCUGUUUGCAGCUGCUCCUCUGUUCCUACCACCAUAACAGACGAACAGCUGCUCCGACUUACGCCACUGGCAAGUGCAGUGGACGUAAGCCUGAAGAGCAGGUACUGGAAACAGUCUAUAUCAGGAUGAGGAUGCAAAAUCACUUUUACCCUCCAAAGGGGGGGGUUUAAACCAGACCCUCGAGAACUAUAGCUAAGUCCCAAGAAGGCAACUCGGUUUUCACUGCAGGCCUCAGUCGCCUGGCCCCACGAAGGAAGCAAGAGAGCAGAGGGUGUCUCCCGAGUGGCAUCCCGUCAAUCAAGGCAUGGCAAGCCAAAAUAGCGGCCACAUAAAACUUAUAAGUAAAGUAGCAGGACAUGUGCCUGUUGACAAUUUCUCUUGCAUGAAGUCCAGAACUGAAGCAAUGCGGCAGUUGAUUGGAUCAACAUUGUGUACCACACACACCACCUGUCAAAUACACCCCAUUUACUGUCAUAACUCUGUCUGGUGGAGGAAGCCCUAGCACUAAGAAUGGUAUCAAUAACCUGCGGCGAAAGCCCUGUGUUCCUCAGUUGGUAUCCUUCAAGGGACAAACAUGAAGAUUCCACAGGUCGGGCCUGGGAUGCAAUACCGUGCCCCCUGCUUGAGGCAUAAGAUCCCUCCUCUCCGGAAUCGCCCACGGCGAGCUGUCGAGGAGAGAUAUUAUCUCCCUUGAGCGCUUUGACUGUACAGUUUAAGCCUCAAAGAUCCAAGAUUGGGCACACCCCCCACCCUUCUUGGGAACCAGGAAUUAUCUGCUGUAAUAGCCUGGCUCUCUCCUUGGACCAGGAACAUGUUCUAUGGCCUCUUUGCCCAGAAGAGUCUGUAGCUCUCGAAACAGUACCUGCAUAAGCUCUGGUUUCACGGAAGUGGAGACCAUGCCGUUGAAAUAUGUAGGAUGAUGAAUAAACUGUCCUUAGCCACCAGCUCAGUGCCCUCAUGAGAGAAACACUCAUAGGUGGGCUGCUCAUGGCCCAAAAACCCAAGAGAUAUACAAUAUAAUCCUCCUUGUGAACCGAAGAAAUACCAGAGCGCGCUUCAAGAUCAUGAGAGAGGAUGCGUGGAUCCGGUGAACAGCAAACAAAAGGGACGAGCCCGUCGCUCGCUCGUCAUGCAGAUCCGCACAAGAGCCCUUCGAUGAAAAGAUGGGUGCGGUCUGAAAAUAGCUGAGACGAGCACGAAGCAUCUUCACUGAGAACAGUUCACAAUGCUCGCACUCACCCGUCUCUAAAGCCAGAACCGCGUGCUCUUCCCUCAAACAAACAAAACAGUAAUCAUGUGUAUCCAGCUUAUACAUAAGACAAGAGUAUGGAGGAACACAACACUUACCAUUUCGUUGGCACAUCCUACGAAGAUCUGUAGCUGAUGAAAAGAAUAUUCCUGACACACACAUGCACAGAAUGAUCUGAAGACAAAAGACCUGUGGAUGCACCUGUGGCAUAUAUAUUUAUAGCCCCGUGUUGCGGGCGCGCGCCCCGAUGACGUCAUCAACCAAGACUAUAUUACCACCAGGUCAAUUCUAUUGACGUGUUACACACAUUAUUCACAGUUGGUCACGAAUAAGACGUUUCCCAAUGCUGAGCAGCGUCGCAUCGACUGAAGCUUUCGAAAGGGAAAAGGCUUUUUUGAUCUGUAGAUGCAUUCAUGAGAUUCACUUGUGUGCUUUCUGAUUUAAUUUGCGCUUGAUCUAUUUAGAUGACUUGCUCAAAUCGUACAUUUGUGAUGAAGUAGAGCAGUGCAAUAUACUAUAUGGGACACUUUAUGUAAGUGUGGUUUUUGUCAUCAUUUCUGUUUUCACGUCUAAAUGCACCGCUAGGCCUGUCGCUCUCACUCAGUCUCGCUGUGUUACAUGGAUGUUUCACUUCAUCUUUCUACUUGUUGUGCACAAAGGCCAGAUCAAAGUCUGUGAAAUUCACUGUGGUGCAGCAUUCGUACACAAUAGACACUAAUAAUGCAUUAGUGUGUUUCCCUUGUCGACACAUGUUUGUAUUUGGGCUACAAGAGCUCUACAGCUCUACUGAAAUGCACUGGAAUGAGAUAAAACUCUUUUGAAUACUCAGUUUCUUUCAUUUGAAUGUAAUCUACUGCUAUUUUGUGUCAUAAAUGUACCUAGAGGAACAAAAAUCUUGUAUGUAAAUGCUUCUUGAUCUGUUAUGCUGCCUUCAGGUUACUGUAUUUGUGUUGAAAUCAUCCUAUGUUAAACGGCCAAUGGGAACCUCUGAAUUUGUAAAUUAAAGAAUCGCAGAGGAUGCUAUGUGUCCAUGUUAUUAUGACCAAAUCAUAAUUAUUACUCAUGUAGGACUUGAAGGCAGCAUUAGGGCAAAAUGUUUACUUGUUUAUAAUCUGACUUGAUUUUGUUUCCGAAUGUAAUAUGAUAUUUUUGUCCAAAACGAAUGGCCUUUUUCUGAGCACCGACUGUGCUUUCUGAGUUUUUCAAGGAUUCGACCCCAAAUGUAAGACCACAGUGUGAAAUGGAAAGAGCGAGUGAAAUUAAAAGACCAAAAAAUCUCUCUUUCCUCGUACACAGAUCAACCUGAGGAUGUUGUUUCAGCGUGGAGGAAUGGUUGAAUGUCCUUCUUCACCCAAUAAAUAAUUCUGAAAACCA
Molecule: messenger RNA, 7212 nt
Organism: Carassius auratus (goldfish)
Lineage: Eukaryota; Metazoa; Chordata; Actinopteri; Cypriniformes; Cyprinidae
Product: neuronal pentraxin-2-like
Exons: 5
Coding region: 817-2121 (434 amino acids)
Source: RefSeq, a predicted model, not a curated record